GAAUAUGGGGAACCGCAGGACAAUGGAAAAAUUUAAAAAUUAUGCACCUUCCACUGCAUCCUAAUCUAAAUUGGCCUGUUAUAACAAAAGAUUUUCAGCGCCUUCAUAUAGUAAGGAUUGUAGAUAAGUGACGGAAUAAAUAUUCAAUCAUAAAAAUGAAACAUCAGUUGGGCUGUCCUAGUCUGCAAACUAUAUUGCGCUAAGAAAUCGAUCAUAAACACGUCAUUUUUCAAUGACCAAAAGAUAUGUUACCGUAGGAUAGAGAAAAGAAUAUUUGUUGUUAUAUUUAUGCAAUAGUUUAUAACGUUAUGAAAAAUGGAAACCAGCACUGAAAAUUGGGACCCAGCACUUACGCGACUGUUGUCUUCACUAAAAGAAGUUCAGUCUAAUGGGGAAGAUGUUGCUUUUUUGAAUGAGCUUUUACAAUCCAAACAACUUCAUGCACUUGUGCAAGUGCACAAUAAAAUUGUAGCAGCUCAAUGCAAGGAUGACAAGUUCUACCCUUUACUAUCUAAUGCUAUGCAAGUUACCUUAGAAGUACUGGAAAUGUUUGGAGAAGUGGUCAUAGCCUCUAAAGAGUAUCAGGAACUUCUUAGCUUGCUCCAAAAACCACAUUUUCAGGCUAUUCUAUGCACGCAUGAUGCUGUAGCACAAAAAGAUUACUAUCCACAUCUGCCCGAUAUACCACAAGAUGCUGAUGAGGAGGAGGAAACUGUAAAAAUAGUUCAGCUAGUCAAAAGUGACGAACCAUUGGGUGGAGCUCAGAGUGCAGAGCCUAUAGUGGGUGCUACGAUUAAAACGGAUGAGGAGACUGGGAAGAUUGUUAUUGCUCGUGUCAUGCAUGGUGGAGCAGCCGAUAGGUCAGGUCUGAUACAUGCCGGAGAUGAAGUUAUAGAAGUCAAUGGAAUUAGCGUUGAAAACAAAACUCCUGCUGAUGUUCUGACUAUCUUGCAAAACUCGGAGGGAACAAUUACAUUCAAAUUGGUUCCAUCGUUCGGUAAAGGAGGAUCGAGGGAGAGUAAAGUAAGAGUUCGUGCACUUUUCAACUAUAACCCUGCAGAGGAUCCUUACAUACCUUGUAAAGAGGCGGGUCUGAGCUUUAAAAAAGGCGACAUACUACAUAUUGUUUCUCAAGAUGAUGCUUAUUGGUGGCAGGCACGCCGCGAAGGUGAUCGUAUUAUGCGAGCCGGUUUGAUACCCUCCAGGGCCCUGCAGGAGGGCCGCAUCCUUCACGACAGACAGACUGAUCCACAAACUUUAGACGGCAAGCCGGCACUAUGUAGCCCCUCUACAGCUAAUACCGACUGUGCCCCCAAAACGCCCUGCUCGCCGACGCCAAACGCGACCGCACUGUUACCAUGCAAGUCGACGCCCAAGGUCAAGAAGAUCAUAUACGACAUAAAGGAGAACGACGACUUUGACCGAGAAAUGGUGCCCACUUACGAGGAGGUGGCCAGGCUGUACCCGAGGCCCGGGUUCGUCCGGCCGAUAGUGCUAGUUGGCGCCCCGGGCGUUGGUCGUAACGAGCUACGUAGAAGACUGAUUGCGACUGAUCCGGAGAAAUAUGUCACUCCUGUGCCUUAUACCUCUCGGGCGCAAAAACCUAGUGAGCAGAGUGGAAAAGAAUAUGUAUUUGUCACGCGUGAAAAGAUGGAGCAGGACAUCUCUGACGGGAAAUUCAUCGAGCACGGCGAGUACAAAGGGAAUCUUUAUGGAACAUCCGCUGAAAGCGUUGAAACUAUAGUCAAUACCGGACGGGUUUGUGUCUUAAGUCCUCACUGGCAAGCUCUGAAAAUGUUGCGCACGCCACGUCUUCGCCCCUACAUCGUGUUCAUCAAACCACCGCCGUUAGAGAAACUUGUUGACACCAGAACAGCAGCCAACGCCCGUUCGACUUUUGACAAGGAGUCGUCUAGAGCAUUCACGGAAGAAGAGUUUAACGACAUCAUCAGGUCAUCGAAUCGCAUAAACUUUCUGUACGGUUAUAUGUUCGACGAGGAGAUAGUGAACGAAGAUUUAGCGAGAGCUCUCACGCAGCUCCUCAAGAUGGCAUGGAAAGUCCAAUCUGAGCCCCUGUGGGUGCCGGCGUCCUGGGUUCAAUAAGCAAUUGGAAUUCUUUUGAUGUACCUAUACGUUUAUUGUCUAGUCAAAUAUAAUAUCAUGUUGAAAUAGUAUAGUUAUAUGUUGUUGAAUAUGUUUCGGAUGUUUUUAAGUUAGAUACUGAGACCCAUGUCGCUGGCUAUGAGAAUGUAACCCUUCCCCAAACAUUUCCCCUUCUAUUGAAACUUUGCGUUAGGACUGUGGGUAGCGGAGCGUAUAGCGUGGCGUAGAAAAACAAAACUUACUCUUCCAUUAUGUAUUGUUUGCGAAAUUAUUUUGUGUAUUCUUUACAUUUAUUUCCUUCGAGUAGCUUAAAAUUAGUGACGCUCCUCGCCUCGCUAUGCACAAGCUAUUCACCCCUUUGUUUUUAUAAUAUGUAUAUAAUAUAAAUAUUAGUGGAUAUGGAUUCUGCUGUCGCCUCGUUUUCCGUAUUUCCUUCGACCGAUAUCUCCCGUAACUUGAACUGUUAACUGAACCUCUUCACUCAGUAGCCGUAAAGCCGCCGUAGUAUAGCUAUAGAUUACAUGAAACAUUGAUACAUACCGUGCCGGUUAGAUAAAGUUACUCAAAUAGACAUUCGUUACGAAGGCAUAAUGUUAGAGUUAAAUUACAUUAAAAUAGGUAUAAAUCAAGUGUCUUCCUGAUGUCAAACGUAAAUAUCAAUGCUUGAUGUAAACAUUUUGGUCGCGUUUGUCGGCGGAUUCGAGGGGGCGCAAAUGUUUAAAUUUGAUCGGUUGUAAAUUUGUUAGUUUGCGCCCUUACAGACCGUUCAGAGUUAAUUUACCUUGCAGUUUCUAUGAUAGUGACCCUUGUGUCAUUGAAAUAGACUUCCUGGCCAAAUAACUAUUUACAGUCUCUAGUUCCGGUGCGAAUGUCUUCCCUUGUUGUGUGCGCAAUGGCGGUCUCUGAAACCGUCACUAGCGCUAAUCUGCAAGUGAAUCGCAUUCGAAACCAAAAAUCCCGGGACUUUGGUCCGCUGACGCACGCGAAUACAUUGGAUAAAGCCUAAAACAAAUUUUCUGGAAGCAUUCGACAUAGCAACAAGGUGGAAAUUGGAUAGUCUAAAAAACUUCUAAAUGGAAUUUCUACUGAGCGUUAUUAACUAAUACUUUUACUAACUUACUAAUUGCCUUUACUAACUACUGCGAUUUGUUUCAUAAAAUGUAUUGAAAUCUUGUUUUUCGAGAAUGUCUCAUCACGAAGGUAUCAUUGUGUCUUAUUUCAAAAUCACUGCUGGUUUCUUGCUGCUAUGCGUGAAUGCUUUUGCAAAUUGUCAGUAAGCAUGCAAUAUAACCGAAAGCCUAAAUUAUAGAAAUGUAAUACGUUGUUUAGCCCCAUUAUAAUUGUAAAGUGUUGUGAGAUUAUGUUUUUAUAAAAAACAUGAAAACCAAAAAAAAACUGUAACGUAGGUUAAAUACAUGAUAGGCUAAGUGACAUGACGAAAACGAAACUAAAAAGAG
Molecule: messenger RNA, 3560 nt
Organism: Aricia agestis (brown argus)
Lineage: Eukaryota; Metazoa; Arthropoda; Insecta; Lepidoptera; Lycaenidae
Gene: metro
Product: MAGUK p55 subfamily member 7
Exons: 11
Coding region: 316-2103 (595 amino acids)
Cellular component (GO): plasma membrane; cell-cell junction
Molecular function (GO): protein binding
Source: RefSeq, a predicted model, not a curated record